GCGAACGAAGCGGAUAGGAGUUUCAGUAACAACACAGCUCCAAAUUUACGAAAUCGUGCGCAAUAUCGAGUCAUAUCUCACACAAGUUAAGGCAUAGAUUCGCUUGCACACCAAUCAUAGUUCGACCUGUCAGUAAAGGUGGUGGUUUAUUCGUGGUCAAUAUAAAAGCAGUGUUGCAUUCUGCAUCGGCUAGUUCUUUGGGGCUUAUAAAGAGUAAAAGAUAUAAUAUCAGUAUGCGGACCAUAAUCGUCGUCGCUUGCCUGGUGUUGUCAGUUUGCGCCGUCGAAAAGUAUAGUUCAAAAUAUGACAACUUUGAUGCAGAAACAUUGAUCACAAAUGAUAGACUACUAAAGUCGUAUAUCAAUUGUUUCUUAGACAAAGGAAGAUGCACUUCUGAAGGAAAUGAUUUUAAAAAAUACCUUCCUGAAGCCAUAGAGACAACCUGUGGAAAGUGCAGUGAGAAACAAAAAGUAAACAUAAGAAAAGUUAUCAAAACUAUACAGCAGAAACACCCUAAGGAGUGGGACGAGCUAGUAAAGAAAAAUGAUCCUUCAGGAAAAUAUCGCACAGAUUUCGAUAAAUUUAUCCAUGAAAAUUAAAUAAUGAUGCGUAUUACAAGCAGGCCAGAAAAAUAUAAAAUUAGAAUGCUUGCUAUGAAAUAAGACAGUUUUAAAGAUUUUUAAUGGCGUAUUUAAGAUUUGAGUAGGAAGCGAACUUCACAUAUCCGUUUAAUGGCACGGACGAGUAAAAAAAGUAGGACUCCGCGCCGUGAUAUUAGCAAGUGAAGCACCUUUAUGCUAGUGUGUGUGCGGUUACGGGGGAUACCAUUUACACAAUUUUUUCUCCCUUAAAUAAUCACAUAUAGCCUUUAAAAAAUACAAAUACUUUCAUAGUAUCGUUUUUACACUUUUUCACAACGCACGACGGUAUUUUUUAAAUAUUUAAUUGCGACGCAAACUGAUCUGUCAGACGAAAGCAAAUCUCAUAAUGGCGGCCGAUCGGCUUGUAUUAGUGUAAGUGUGUGCGUGGGGCUAUGUAUUUAGUCGUUUACCGGCUUGUUUUGGUGCGUCACUGUUAUGUAAGGUGACACGGAGUUCGGAGUUCUUUUUUUGCUCGUCCGUGUGUAAUGGAUGAAAUGUAUUAAUUUAUCAAUAUGUUGAAAAAAAUAAAACGUGGAAUGAUAUUUCUGUAGAUAGCUUUUCUUUAUGCUAGUAAGAAGUGCUUUUUGAUUUAUACAUUCAAUAAAAUCAUUCAAAAUUAAUUAAUUUUAAGUGAAAGCUUCUACACGUAUGGCAGUGAUGGAAUGGGGAAAAAGCAUUUAUCACACAUGACCGUCACACCAAACAGAUAAUAGUAUAUUUAUGAGAAAACUACUAAUUAAUUGAUAUAAAAUAGUUUAUACAUUAAAUUAAUGGGUGGAGUUCGCUUGUUAUUCGUAUCCUAUACAAUAAGUUUAAUAAACGGUUUUUGGUGGUUACAACAACCAACAAUGUGAUAAAGGAAAUUAUUAUUACAAUUUAUGCAUUUUUACAUCAAAAUAUUUAUUUUUUUAAACAAGGAAUCAAUAUUAAAUGCUAAAAUUACCAAAAUUGAUAUUCCAUAAAUAAUAUACUAUAGGUACACUAAAUCUUAGAGUUAAGAAAAUUGUUGCGUUCUUAAAUUCGUUAUGAGACGAACAUAUUUGACUAUUUGUGAUGUUAAUGCUUUGGUCGCUUAAAUUAUUUAUUUUUAUCUAGACUGAUGUUAUAAUAAAAAACAGAAAAGUUA
Leptidea sinapis is the source of this 1767-nucleotide messenger RNA. Its product is annotated as ejaculatory bulb-specific protein 3-like. Lineage: Eukaryota; Metazoa; Arthropoda; Insecta; Lepidoptera; Pieridae. Bases 234 to 599 code for a protein of 121 amino acids. The record is from RefSeq and is a predicted model, not a curated record. The transcript is spliced from 3 exons.